GACGAAUCCUUGACUUGAAGACUGGAACAGUAAAGAAAGAGGGUCAGCAGUCCUCAAUGAGAAUGUGUAUGGGAUCAAGGCGCUCUUUCAUUUGCAGGAUGAGGUGUGGAAAUGCUCCCCUGGAUCAUUUACCUCUGAACAGAAUAACCACCAUGAGAAAAAGAUACAGGAAUGGCCUUGGCCCAGUAAAAGAAGGUGAAGCACAGUAUGCUGUUGUCCAUUGCACUGGCUAUAUCAAGGCUUGGCCACCAGCAGGAAUGACUAUACCAGAAGAAGAUGCUGAUGUGGGACAAGGUAGUAAAUAUUGCCUCGUGGCAAUAGGAAGGCUUCAGGUAACCAGCUCUCCGGUGUGCAUGGACAUGAAUGGCAUGUCGGUCCCAACUGAGUUCUUGUCUAGGCACAACUCUGAUGGAGUCAUCACCUUUGUUGACCCAAGGUGCAUCAGCGUCAUUGGCUACCAGCCCCAGGAUCUUCUGGGGAAAGAUAUUUUAGAAUUCUGCCAUCCUGAAGAUCAAAGCCAUUUGAGGGAGAGUUUCCAACAGGUUGUGAAACUGAAAGGUCAAGUCCUGUCUGUGAUGUAUCGUUUUCGUACCAAAAACCGGGAAUGGAUGCUGAUCAGAACCAGCAGCUUCACAUUUCAGAAUCCUUAUUCCGAUGAGAUUGAAUACAUCAUCUGCACCAACACUAAUGUAAAACAACUUCAGCAGCAGCAAGCAGAACUUGAAGUACAUCAAAGAGAUGGGCUGUCAUCCUAUGACUUAUCUCAGGUGCCUGUUCCAAGUAUACCAGCUAACGUUCAUGAGGGUGGAAAGUCUGUGGAAAAGCCUGAUGCCAUCUUCUCCCAAGAGAGAGAUCCAAGAUUCGCUGAGAUGUUUGCUGGAAUAACUGCUUCAGAUAAAAAAAUGAUGGCCUCAGCAUCCACAGCAGGAAACCAGCAGCUUUACUCACAGGGAAGCCCAUUUCAGCCAGGACAUUCGGGAAAGACUUUCAG
Pelecanus crispus (Dalmatian pelican) is the source of this 991-nucleotide messenger RNA. Lineage: Eukaryota; Metazoa; Chordata; Aves; Pelecaniformes; Pelecanidae. The record is from RefSeq and is a predicted model, not a curated record.